GGCGACUUUAUAAAAGUGCGUGUGCACGGAGUCAGGCAGUGAGCAAACAAGUUCGAAACUCUCAUUGUGGUGAAGCCCAUUACAGAGCAUGAUGGGGAACAAACUCAUGGCAUGGGCACUGCUGCUCUACCUGACCUCACAGGUUUGCUGUCAGCAGUGUGGUGGGCCAUGUCAGUGUCCAUCUGUACCAGUAUGCCCGGAGGGGGUUCCUCUGAUUCUGGAUGGGUGUAAAUGUUGCAGGGUGUGUGCCCGGCAGCAGGGUGAGGCAUGCAGUGAGCGGUUUUUGUGUGACACUCUGCAUGGUCUUCAGUGUGACUAUAGCGCCAGCUUCCCUGGUGAACCAGGAGAGUGUGUCAGUCAGGAGGAACUGGGCUGUAAGUUUAAUGGAGUGUUGUACCAAGAAGGCCAGGUGUGGCAGCCAUCUUGUGCCCUUCAAUGUCGCUGUUCAGGCGGAGGGGUGACCUGUGUGCCCCUGUGCAGAGAAGAUAUUCUCCUACCCACCCCAGACUGCCCCCACCCACAGAGGGUUCUGCCACCGGGCAAAUGCUGUAAAGAGUGGGUUUGUGAAAAUAUGAACAACACUGUGCUUGGGGAUGAUAUCAUAGCUGCAAACCGUGAUCCACACCAAACCAGGCCCGGCUCAAAAUGCAUAGACCGGAGCACAGAGUGGAGCUCUUGCUCACAAACCUGUGGGCCUGGGAUAUCAACAAGAGUGUCCAAUCAAAAUCCGGCCUGCCACCUUAAGAAGCAGACACGCUUGUGUAUGGUCCGACCAUGUCAGCCCGUUCUCAACAGUACCCCAAAGGGGUCAAGAAGAAAAUGUCAGCGCAGUUACCCGUCAGAAAGUCAGCUGUAUUUGUUCCAUCUUGGCUGCAAAAGUGUGGAGUCUUACAGGCCCCGUUAUUGUGGCCUGUGUACAGACAACCGCUGUUGUACUCCACACCGCACUGAGACCAAAAUGUUCACGUUCCAAUGUCCUGAUGGCAGAACAUUUAAACAAGCUGUCAUGACCAUCAACUCCUGCGUCUGCCAUAACAACUGCCCCAAUUCAUCUGCGGGAGCAUAUAGAGGAAGAUCCAUCUGGGCUUAGACAUCCCCCACAUGUUAACAGAUCACUGAUCCCUGGGUCUUUUUGAUGUAGUGGCUUUAUAUACAAGUCUUAACUUAUUCUUAAUCUUGAAUAUCAAUCAAAAAACUUCAUUGAGCAACAGUAAGGAAAACCCCAUUUAAGAGUGCUACAUUUUAGCGGCAUAGAUUGCAGUGAGAUAAUUACUGUAACCACCAGUGAUGGCUGUUGACUUCUCUUUCGAGGGGCGUGACGCGCAAAACACAUUAUUUUAAAAUUAUGAACCACACACAUGACGGGCUACAUGUUGUGACAAACUUCGCAUCGAGCACCCUCAAAAAAGAAGUCAUCGGCCACCAACUGAAGUUUAUACACCACUGAAAACAUGUGCGGAGGGAUGUUAUGUAUAUUAAGUAUAUUACAUUUCUGUCAAUAGAUCCUUCUAGAAUUUACACAUUGCAGUUUUAAGCAUGAUGAGACAUCAUUACAUAACAUCAAGGUGUAUUUCAUCUAGUCUAAAAUGGAUAAAAAAUUGACCACAUUUUUAAACUCAAAUUUAUAGUCAAGUCCUAUAUGUGACAUUUAUUAUGUAUGGCACCUGUAUGCAGGCUUAUAUUUGAAGACGGGUGCUAUAGUUAAGGUAAUGCAAAGAUUUAUUGUACAUAUUUGUAAAUACUUUUUCUGUAUGUACGCUUUGCAUCUUUAUUACUUUGGAUUUAAAAUCUGUAUUUCCCUGAAAAGGUUUCAGGGUGAACUACCUAAUCUACCACCUCACAUACUUGUAGUCAGUACUGUAAUUAAACAACGCUCUCCUCAGUUCUUAAUAAUACAAAAUAAUAAUAAAGA
Paramisgurnus dabryanus is the source of this 1912-nucleotide messenger RNA. It is a transcript of the gene ccn5, whose product is annotated as cellular communication network factor 5. Gene Ontology annotation, biological process: signal transduction; positive regulation of cell differentiation; cell adhesion. Gene Ontology annotation, molecular function: integrin binding; heparin binding. The record is from RefSeq and is a predicted model, not a curated record. Gene Ontology annotation, cellular component: extracellular matrix; extracellular region. Lineage: Eukaryota; Metazoa; Chordata; Actinopteri; Cypriniformes; Cobitidae.